UCCCUCCCUCUUCUUCAUUUGACGUCAAACGGAGCUCUCCAUAGCCUUGGUGCUGAAGCAUAAAGAUGGCAGACGGAGUGCAGUACGAGCCAGAGUCAUUAUGACCAGCUGUAGCCGGAGGUGGGCACUGACCAGCUAACGCUGCCAGGCUGAGGGAGUGGUGGACAUCUCUGGCUGUUCUACACUGGGCAGCUCAACAUUCACCAUGUCGCUUCUGUGCGUGGGAGCUGCGAGAUCCGAAUGACUGGGAGCCGCUGCUGCCGGCGCAUAUGACCGGGACCCGCUGCUGCCUGCGCAAAUAUGGGGAGCCGCUGCCGCUGGCGCAAAUGACCGGGACCCGCUGCUGCCUGUGCAAAUGACGGGGAGCCGCUGCUGCCAGCGCCACUGAUGGGGACCUGCUGCCGCCAACGAUGGGGACCCACUGCUAUCUAUCGAAGUGAAAAAGGCUAAAUUUGAUGGACCUCAAGAGAAGUUUAAUGCCUAUGUAACCCUAAAAGUACAAAAUGUGAAGAGCACAACCAUUACAGUAAGGGGCAACCUGCCCUGCUGGGAGCAAGACUUUAUGUUUGAGAUUAACAGAUUGGACCUUGGACUCACAGUGGAAGUCUGGAAUAAAGGAUUGAUUUGGGACACCAUGGUGGGAACUGUAUGGAUCCCACUAAGAAACAUCCGACAGUCUAAUGAGGAAGGUCCAGGAGAAUGGCUGACUCUCGACUCGCAGGUUAUCAUGACAGAUAAUGAGAUCUGUGGAACCAAAGAUCCGACCUUCCACCGCAUCUUGCUUGACACACGAUUUGAACUUCCACUAGAUAUACCUGAAGAGGAAGCUCGAUACUGGGCUAAGAAACUUGAGCAGUUGAAUGCGAUGCGAGAUCAGGAUGACUAUGUGUUUCAAGAAGAGCAGGAGAAUCCGCUUCCUGUCCAUGGAUCUCAAUGCUGUAACUGGAAUUACUUUGGCUGGGGAGAGCAGCCAAAUCAAGACAAGAGGAAUAUUCCAAACAAUGAGGAUCCCGACAGUGCCGUGGAUGAUCGUGAUAGUGAUUAUCGUAGUGAGACCAGCAAUAGUAUCCCUCCAGCUUACUACUCUACAUGCCAGCCAAAUGCCUCUGUACAUCAGUACCCAGUUCGGCACCAGUACAGUUCCCAUGGAUCAUAUACGGACUCUGUACACAGUUAUGAGAUGGAUUUCUCUGACCACCGGCCAAUCAGGCGUUACGAUAGCGCAGACUCUGCCACUAACGGGCGCAGUGAUGUGGAGUCUGUCUCCGGUUCAAGCCGCCUCACCAGUCGGCAGCAUUCUCUGGAGAGCCGGCAGUCACUAGACUUGUCCGAUAGCCCCACUGGAAGCAGUCGAUAUGCCUCAUCAGGGGAACUCAGUCGAGACUCCACCCAACUCAGUGAUGAUUUUGACCCAGAAAAUGAUAGUCUGCAAGGUUCAGAAAUAGAAGAGGAGAGGGACAGAGACUCAUAUCACUCCUGUCACAGUUCUGUCAGCUACCAAAAGGACUCUCCAAAUUGGGAAGGGGAAGAUGGCCCAGAAGGCUACAGUGAAGAUGAAGAGGGCUACCCUGACAGCAGGGGGCAGCUUUCAGACAGAGAUCUGUAUGAUGAUGAACUGCCAGAGGAGGCAGAUGAAGAUGAAAAGUUGAGAUAUGAGCUGGAGGACACAAUGUAUCUGUCAGGGGAGAGUAAGGAGAAGACACCUCCUGAGAUCACAGUGGAGAAGGAGAAGACCCCGGAGGUUGUACCAGAGCCUGAGGCAGCGCCAGUAGCACCUGCAGUCCAGGAACCCAUACCAGAGAGUUACAGGGAUGAGGGUUCCAGCAUGUUGAGGGCUAAGUCAAAUUGGUUGAGAGCAUUUAACAAGGUGCGGAUGCAGCUUCAGGAGGCCAGAGGUGAAGGUAGUGGUGAGAUGUCAAAGUCUCUGUGGUUUAAAGAUGGGCCGGCUGGUGGUCUCAUAAUUAUAGACAGUAUGCCAGACAUUCGGAAAAGGAAACCCAUACCUCUGGUCAGCGACUUGUCCUUGGUCCAAUCCCGCAAAGCUGGCAUAACAUCUGCACUUGCAACAAGCACUUUAAACAAUGAAGAGCUAAAAAACCAUGUUUACAAGAAGGCCCUUCAAGCUUUAAUCUACCCAAUCUCCAGCACUACUCCCCACAACUUCGAGGUGUGGACUGCCACAACCCCCACCUACUGUUACGAAUGUGAAGGGCUCUUAUGGGGCAUUGCCAGGCAGGGAAUGCGUUGUACAGAAUGUGGAGUCAAGUGCCAUGAAAAAUGCCAAGACCUCUUGAAUGCCGACUGUCUGCAAAGGGCAGCGGAGAAGAGCUCCAAACAUGGGGCAGAAGAUCGCACUCAUAACAUUAUAAUGGUUCUGAAGGAUCGGAUGAAAAUCCGAGAGAGGAACAAGCCAGAGAUCUUUGAGCUAAUCCAGGAAGUUUUUGGAGUCCUUAAAGCCACACAUGCUCACCAGAUCAAGGCUGUGAAACAGAGUGUGCUGGAUGGGACCUCCAAGUGGUCUGCAAAGAUCAGCAUCACUGUGGUGUGUGCACAAGGUCUACAGGCCAAGGAUAAGACUGGCUCCAGUGAUCCCUAUGUUACUGUACAGGUUGGAAAAACAAAGAAAAGAACAAAAACCAUCUAUGGAAACCUUAACCCAGUAUGGGAGGAGAAUUUUCACUUUGAGUGUCACAACUCAUCAGAUCGCAUAAAGGUUCGUGUGUGGGAUGAGGAUGAUGACAUAAAGUCAAGGGUGAAGCAAAGAUUCAAACGCGAGUCCGAUGAUUUUUUGGGGCAAACAAUCAUUGAAGUCCGGACCCUAAGUGGAGAGAUGGAUGUAUGGUACAAUCUAGAUAAGCGCACUGACAAGUCUGCAGUAUCUGGGGCUAUCAGACUGCACAUCAGUGUGGAGAUAAAAGGGGAGGAGAAGGUGGCACCAUAUCAUGUACAAUACACCUGUCUUCAUGAGAACCUUUUCCACUAUCUAACGGAUGUACAAAAUAAUGGGGUCGUGAAGAUUCCAGAUGCCAAAGGGGAUGACGCCUGGAAGGUUUACUUUGAUGAAACUGCCCAGGAAAUUGUGGAUGAGUUUGCCAUGAGAUACGGAGUGGAAUCCAUAUACCAGGCCAUGACUCAUUUUGCCUGCCUGUCCUCUAAGUACAUGUGCCCAGGAGUACCUGCUGUUAUGAGCACCCUUCUUGCCAAUAUUAAUGCAUACUAUGCCCACACUACUGCAUCAACCAAUGUUUCUGCCUCAGACCGCUUCUCUGCCUCAAACUUUGGUAAGGAAAGAUUUGUCAAACUGCUGGAUCAACUACACAACUCCUUACGUAUUGACCUUUCAAUGUAUCGGAAUAAUUUCCCUGCUAGCAGCCCUGAGCGACUUCAAGACCUCAAGUCCACUGUUGAUCUACUAACCAGCAUAACAUUCUUUAGAAUGAAGGUGCAAGAGUUACAGAGUCCCCCCAGGGCGAGCCAAGUUGUGAAGGACUGUGUGAAGGCCUGUCUCAACUCUACCUAUGAAUACAUCUUCAACAACUGUCAUGAGCUGUACAGUCGGGAAUAUCAGAGUGACCCGGCUAAGAAGGGAGAGUUGCCCCCUGAGGAGCAGGGUCCAAGUAUCAAGAACCUGGAUUUCUGGUCCAAGUUAAUAACUUUGAUAGUGUCUAUCAUAGAGGAGGAUAAGAACUCGUACACACCAUGCCUAAACCAGUUCCCCCAGGAGCUUAAUGUUGGUAAAAUUAGUGCUGAAGUUAUGUGGAGUCUCUUUGCUCAGGAUAUGAAAUAUGCCAUGGAAGAGCAUGACAAGCACCGUCUAUGUAAGAGUGCUGACUACAUGAACUUACACUUCAAGGUCAAGUGGCUGUACAAUGAAUAUGUGACAGAGCUUCCAUCAUUUAAGAGCAAGGUCCCUGAAUACCCUGCCUGGUUUGAGCCUUUUGUUAUCCAGUGGUUGGAUGAAAAUGAAGAGGUUUCUCGGGAUUUCCUCCAUGGGGCCCUCGAGAGAGACAAAAAGGAUGGGUUUCAGCAAACUUCAGAGCAUGCUCUCUUUUCCUGUUCUGUGGUGGAUGUUUUCUCACAACUCAACCAGAGCUUUGAGAUAAUUAAGAAGCUGGAAUGUCCUGAUCCUCAAAUUGUGGGACAUUACAUGCGCAGGUUUGCCAAGACAAUCAGUAAUGUCCUCCUCCAGUAUGCUGAGAUAAUCUCCAAAGACUUUGCAUCACAUUGCUCCAAAGAGAAGAAAGAGGAGAAAGUGCCAUGUAUCCUAAUGAAUAACAUCCAGCAGCUUCGAGUUCAACUGGAAAAAAUGUUUGAAGCAAUGGGUGGAAAGGAUUUGGACCCUGAAACAAGUGACAUCCUCAAGGAGUUACAGGUGAAACUCAACAAUGUUCUGGAUGAGCUCAGCAGAGUGUUUUCUACAAGUUUCCAACAGCACAUUGAGGAGUGUGUAAAGCAAAUGGGAGAGAUUCUGAGCCAAGUCAAAGGGACAGGAAACGUGCCUGCCAGUAACUGCAGUAGUGUGGCCCAGGAUGCUGAUAAUGUAUUACAGCCUAUACUGGACCCACUGGACAGCAACCUUACUCUUUUUGCUAAAAUUUGUGAGAAGACUGUUUUGAAACGUGUUUUGAAGGAGCUAUGGAAACUUGUAAUGAACACUAUGGAAAAAACUAUAGUACUACCACCAUUGACGGACCAGACGGGGACGUUGCUGAGAAAACAUGGCAAAGGGAUAGAGAAGAGCAGGGUGAAGCUGCCGUACCAUGCAGAUGGGACCCAUCUCAUCAUUAAUGCUGCCAAGGAGCUAGGACAACUAUCAAAACUCAAGGAUCAUAUGGUAAGGGAGGAGGCAAAGAGCUUGACCCCAAAGCAGUGUGCUGUAGUGGAACUUGCACUGGACACUAUUAAGCAAUAUUUCCAUGCUGGAGGCGUUGGUCUCAAAAAGACUUUCCUGGAGAAAAGUCCUGACCUGCAAUCUCUACGCUAUGCACUCUCUCUGUAUACACAAGCUACGGAUACACUCAUCAAAACCUUUGUCCAAACACAGUCUGCUCAGGUUCAUGGUGGAAAAGGUAUUAGGUUUACUCUUUCUGAAGAGAUUUAUCCAGAAAAGGGAUCUGGUGUGGAUGAUUCGGUUGGAGAAGUUUCAAUCCACGUAGAACUCUUCACCCACCCAGGAACGGGAGAGCACAAGAUUAGUGUGAAAGUUGUUGCAGCAAAUGAUCUGAAGUGGCAGACCUCUGGGAUUUUCCGUCCCUUCAUUGAGGUUAACAUGAUUGGACCAAAUCUGAGUGAUAAAAAGAGGAAAUUUACCACAAAAUCCAAGAACAACAGCUGGGUCCCAAAAUACAAUGAGAGCUUCCAAUUCACAUUGGGCAGUGAAAAUGGCCCAGAGUGCUAUGAACUGCAGGUGUGUGUGAAAGAUUACUGCUUUGCACGGGAAGACCGAACAGUGGGCACAGCUGUUAUGCAGCUGCGAGAUCUAGCACAAAGAGGCAGCUGUGCUUGCUGGCUCCCCCUUGGCCGACGCAUUCACAUGGAUGAGACAGGACUGACCAUUUUGAGGAUCUUGUCACAGCGCAACAAUGAUGAGGUGGCCAAAGAAUUUGUCAAGCUGAAAUCUGACACUCGCUCUCCUGAAGAGGGCAGCUAGGGUGAUGGGGUCUGUUUAUCCCUUGUAUAACAAGAGUACCCUUCUCACUGCCUUGCACCCCAGGCCCAGACUGUAAAUAGUUUAAAUACAUUUUGAAACACACUAUUAACCAGGUCACUGCCAGCAGUGCUCCCCAAGCUCUGCCUAAUGCUCACUGGUGCCUUUCUGGCAGUGACAUGGGUAAGGUGUACACAAAUACACACACCAAGGGCUGCGUUCAUAUGUGCCAUUGUGUUAAUGUUCUCCCUGCUGGACCACAUAAGCACAGUUGUUAGGGGGCCUUAACUCCUGCCAUGCAUUAAUCUGCUUGGCAGUUAACAGCACCCUGGCAAUGGGAGGAUUUAGCAGUUUGAGAGACAGUGUCCCCCAAAAAUUGGGGAACAAUUGACACUUUCCCUCCCCUUGACCUGUCCGUUAAAGUUGCCUGCACCCCACUUGCUGUGUAUAUAAGAUCUUCCUGUACCAGUGUCUUAUUCUGUGCAAUGGUGCUGCAUGGGUAUUAGUUUUCUAUGAAAGAACCACCUUAAACCCUAAUCCUGAAAGCUCUUGGUAGAUCCCAUUCAAAUCAUGCCUGUUUUAAUGCCUUGGACUGGACAGUCACCCAUUUGCACGGUGCAGCAAAAAGGACACUGCCAGCUGCUUAGCACCUCUGUCCUUUCCCAAAACUGCCCAAGUCAUCCAGCACUGAAGGGGUUACAAAUCCCCAACCCUGAUCAGGGCAGGACUGCAAAAUCAUCCAAAUCCUCCCAUCCCUUCCCUCGUACACACACUGCACAAGGGACUAGAACUCCCAUAUGUUUAAAAUAAAUGUGGCAUGUUGUUUUCCAAAGAGCGAUGCCACAAAUAUCCCUCUUACCCCACCCUUCUUCCCGUCAUGUACAGAAAGCUCCCCUUCUUUCUCCUUCCUCCCGGGUGCAUGUACAAAAGGUUUGCACUAACUUGGACAUUUUUGGUCUCUGUAAAAAUAUUUUAUUAUAACAGCUAUUAAAUACAAAUAAAGAAAGGCAAUAUG
Pseudophryne corroboree (corroboree frog) is the source of this 6662-nucleotide messenger RNA. It is a transcript of the gene UNC13A, whose product is annotated as unc-13 homolog A. The record is from RefSeq and is a predicted model, not a curated record. Gene Ontology annotation, molecular function: phospholipid binding; calmodulin binding; diacylglycerol binding. The coding region runs from base 563 to 5650 and encodes 1695 amino acids. The transcript has 46 exons. Gene Ontology annotation, biological process: presynaptic dense core vesicle exocytosis; synaptic vesicle priming; synaptic vesicle maturation. Lineage: Eukaryota; Metazoa; Chordata; Amphibia; Anura; Myobatrachidae. Gene Ontology annotation, cellular component: presynaptic membrane; terminal bouton; synaptic vesicle membrane.